AUGACGAAAGAUAAAGGAACUUUGAUAGAAGUCAGCGAGGUGCCGGUUGACCACGAAAAUGCGGCUUCAACUAAAACUGUCCCAGAAGGUGUGAUUGGCGAGAAAGAGGGCCAGGGCCAGUUCAAAAGAUCUUUCAAGACUAGACAUAUUCAGAUUGUCACCUUGGGCUCCAACAUUGGUUCAGGAAUUUUCAUUUCUACGGGAAAAGCUUUGCGGUUCGCGGGACCAGGAAGUAUGAUUAUUUCCUAUACCAUUGUAUGUUCGAUGGUUAUUUGUGUUUUGGAGAUUAUUACCGAGCUUUCGAUCGUGUAUCCUUCCUCAGGUAAUUUCAUUGAUUUUACUGAACGAUUUUUGGAUCCUGCUGCUGCAUUUGCAGUGGGUUUAGGUGAAUGGUUAGCCUGGACAACAGUUAUGGCAUCUGAAGGUGCUGCUGUUUUUACGUUGGUUUCAUACUGGACUACCACAGUACCGGUAGCUGCUUGGAUGACAAUAAUUUUGGUUGUGACGUUUGCAAUUCAUGCGUUACCCAUCAUAUGGUUCGCUGAAUUUCAAUAUGGAACUUCCAUUGUCAAGGUGGUGAUGUUGCUCAUGAUUUUGAUUUCUUGUAUUGUGAUGUGUGCUGGAGGAGGACCAACCGGAACUGUUCACAAUGGUCAAUUUUGGGACAGUUCCGAGUACGAAGUAUUCAAGAAUGGUGUGCGUGGGUUUUCAUUUAGCUGCCUUUACUGCUUAUGGGGAGUCGGUGACCAAGUGUUCAUUGGAAUGCUAGCUGGAGAAUCAGAGAGUCCUCGAUUUUCAAUGCCCAGAACCGUUAAAAGUGCCGGUAUUCGUGUGUUUGGGUUUUUCAUGAUUCUAGUAAUGUUCAUUACGCUUUUGGUUCCCGAAUCAGAUCCUAGACUAUGGGGAACCGCUGGGUCGAUCACUAGCUCUCCUUUUAUCAUAGCGAUGAACGAUGCCGGGAUAAAAUAUUUGCCGGAUGUCAUAAAUGGUAUGAUGGUAGUGUGCUUGGCUUUGGGUGGAUUGGAGCCAGUUUAUAUUGCAGCACGGUGUAUAAGACAUUUGGCGGUUAGAGGAAUGCUUCCAAAGUUCAUUGCCAGAGUGGACAAGCAAGGAAGACCCACUUGGUCUCUUUUGAUAACAUUUCUUUUCACGAUAGUGUUCACAUACAUGAACUGUUCAGGAACUGGAGCUACCGUUUUCACUUGGUUUUCAUCUAUAACCACUACCAUCUUCAUGGUGGUAUGGGUUGUGUUGGGAAUAGUCUCCAUAAGGUUUCACUUGGCAAUCAGAGCACAGAACUCAGAUAUUUUGAUACAGAAACAUUCUUGGAGAGCCAAGCUUUUUCCUGUGGGUCCUGUUUUCUUAUCACUUACAAGUUUUUUGAUUCUCGUUGGUUUAUUCUACGGGUCUUUGUUUCCAGUUGGUGGAAAGCCGAACGCUUACGAUUUCUUUACAACUUAUCUUGGAGUACCUCUUAUCUUGGUUGCGUACGCUUGUUAUAAGGUGUAUUUUCGCACCUCGAUUCCUAAAUUGUCAGAAAUCGAUUUGCUUGAAGGUCACAGACCACUCAGUGAAAGAGAAGUCGUGAUAAUGGACUACUAUACGUCCCUACCAUGGUACAAGCGACUUUGGACUUAUGUUAAUACCGCAGAUUCAAAACACUUGACAUAG
Molecule: messenger RNA, 1671 nt
Organism: Meyerozyma guilliermondii ATCC 6260
Lineage: Eukaryota; Fungi; Ascomycota; Pichiomycetes; Serinales; Debaryomycetaceae
Exons: 1
Coding region: 1-1671 (556 amino acids)
Biological process (GO): amino acid transmembrane transport
Cellular component (GO): membrane
Molecular function (GO): amino acid transmembrane transporter activity
Source: RefSeq, a predicted model, not a curated record